AUGGGUAUCUGUAUAUCCUCUGCAUCUUCAGAGAUUCAAGAUAGCCAUGACAAUGUGGUAUACUGUGAAGAGAGUAUUACUACUAGUAAUGCAAUUCAAAGACUUGGUUCUCUUUGUUCGGAGCAAGGAAGCAAAGGGUCAAACCAGGAUGCUGCAACUCUCCACCAGGGCUAUGGAAUGGAAGGAGGAGCUUUUUGUGGAGUGUUUGAUGGGCAUGGAAUGAAUGGACACAUAGUGAGCAAGCUAGUCAGAAACCGCUUGCCGUCUUUGCUACGGAACCAAAAGAAUGCUCUCUCAAGGCUUAAUAACAAUGAGAGAGUUGAAGGUGAAACAGCGCCAAAAAAGAAUUUUUGCAAGUGGAAAGAGGCCUGUAUUAAUGCCUUUAGGGUGAUGGACAAAGAGAUCAAGCUUCUUGAAAAUUUGGACUGCUCUUGUAGUGGUACUACUGCUGUUGUUGUCAUAAGACAGGAUGAAGAUAUUGUUAUUGCUAAUCUCGGCGACUCAAGAGCAGUGCUAGGGACAAUCGCUGAGGAUGGAGUCAAGGCAGUUCAAUUAACAAUUGAUUUAAAGCCUAACUUACCAGCGGAAGCAGAUCGAAUAAGGAAGAACAAUGGCAGGGUGAUUGCACUGAAAGAGGAAUCACACAUUCAGCGAGUGUGGUUGCCCCAUGAGGAUUCCCCUGGCCUAGCCAUGUCUCGUGCUUUCGGAGACUUUCUGCUGAAAAAACAUGGCAUAAUAGCCAUCCCCGAUGUCUCUUAUCGCCGUCUAACUUCUAAAGACCAGUUUCUUGUUCUUGCCACUGAUGGGGUGUGGGAUGUGCUUGGUAACGAUGAAGUGGUGAUGAUUGUGUCAUCAGCAGAGAGUGAGGAGGCAGCAGCAAGAGCAGUGGUUUAUGCGGCUAUCGCUGCGUGGGAAGAGAAGUUUACCUCCACAAAGAGGGAUGAUUGCACUGCGGUCUGCCUCUUCUUGCAAAUGAAGGAAUAA
Cornus florida is the source of this 984-nucleotide messenger RNA. Its product is annotated as probable protein phosphatase 2C 72. The transcript is spliced from 5 exons. The coding region runs from base 1 to 984 and encodes 327 amino acids. Gene Ontology annotation, molecular function: protein serine/threonine phosphatase activity. Lineage: Eukaryota; Viridiplantae; Streptophyta; Magnoliopsida; Cornales; Cornaceae. The record is from RefSeq and is a predicted model, not a curated record. Gene Ontology annotation, biological process: protein dephosphorylation.